GCUACAAUAAAUGUUAUAAAUGAAAUGAUGACUUACAAGUGAUUAAACUCCCAGAGAAGCUAAGUUUGAAAGUAAAUGUUAAAUGAGGGCAAUGACUUGUGGUGCUGCACCAAGGAAGAAGUAUGUCCCAGCACUACCAGUGCAAUGCUUUUCUAUUAAUGAGCUUUGGAAGCAAGGUCCUUUAUACACAAAACAUUGCAUAAAAAUAAUAUUGCUCAUUGUCAUCACCUUUAAUCAGAGUCGACAUAAUUACUAGGACUAUUUCUCUUCUAAUUAGCACACUUCAGCAUUGUCAGAGCAAGCGGUCAGGCAAAAAGAGAAGCAGACAGGCAUGCCCAAUGGGUAACAAAAAGAAGUUUGUCGGCCAUAAUUAGGUAAGACAACGCCUCUGACUGUUCUCGGCUGGAGAUGUCGCUCGGUCUCUGACCACUCGCUGCCAACAAGUUACACUUCUUCCCGGGCCUCUAAUAAGCCCCCCAUACGCUCCCCAAACGUCUUUCCAAUGCACAAGGACAGAGGCCGUCUCUGCUUCGGUGACUUCACCUCCCACACCGACCCGGGUCACCCAUCUGAACAACAUGGAUCAUUUGUACAAUUUAGCUGGCCAGAAGAGAUGCUGUGGAGCAGGCCAAGGGGGUCCAAAGUAUAGGCUCUUUUAUAGCCUGUAGUAUAAUUCUGGAAUAGCUUGUUUUAUAGUAUGUUAUGUGUAAGUCUAUUUUAGAUCUUAGGACGAGGGUGCUGGAAUAGUUUAUUUUAUCUUGCAUGAGUUUUUUUUUUUUAAAUCCUAUAUUUGUGACCGGCUGCCUUCUACCCUAAACAGGAUACUGUCCAAUUUGUUUGUUUUGUCCAAUUGUCCCAGGAGAGAGUUGGUAUAAGCAAGUUGAUUUCAUACUUGUCCUUCGUCCUCUAAAAAUAAAUUCCUUUAUUUCUUUAUCCAGAUCCACACCAACAUUUUACUGACCCAUACUCAGCCCAUGUGCUACCCCUCUGCACAAAAAAGUACAAAAUCAUUUUAUACCAGACUUUGUAAUCCUAUAAAUGUGUGUGUCGUACUGAUUUGUUUUACUGGUUGACUGUGUCAAAGUGACUGCUGUGAAAAAGGUCAUUAAAACAAUGGUGGUGACCUAAGGCCUAUGCACUGUACUGUACACGUACUGUUCAGGUUAUACUCUGGGAAGGUCCACUUAUUCUAGGUUGACAGCUUGUGUAUAUUGAGGAGUGCAUAUUGCAAUGAAUACCAUAGGUGUGUGUACUGAAUCAAAUGGACUAUCCCACUUUAGCCCUUUAGUACAGUCUUGAGGGGCCAGUGCUGUGGGAAGCCUUGGACUUUUUGAUUUUUAUUUUUUUUUUAAAGCAUCUGCAUUUUUUUAGCAGCCAGGUUUAAAUUGAUGUUUAUAUUUAUUUUUAACAUUUUCCAAACUCAACCUGAUCACUCUAAGUCAUACAUGAAAUAGUCCACAGAGCCAAACUAAACCUUUUUUGCACAAUUUAGUAAAUUUGCUCUAAUAUCCAGUUACCAAUUGAUCUUGUCACUUGGCCUCAGACACUUUGAGGCUGACGGUUCAACAUCUAUCACUGGUUGUAGUGUUGACUUGGUAACCAAACGGACAUCAUCAAUAUGGUGCCUGCCUGUCACCACAUGUUUGGUCUCAAGAAAGUGGGGUCACUGUCUGCAGAUUUGCCCUUCCACACGGAGGGAGACAGACUUAUGUGAGGCGGAGGGGGUUGGUUCAUGACAUGACCUUGCAUACCCUCUGAGCCCCAACAAAUGUCAAUCCAAUGUGCCCCUGGUCCUUAAAUUAGCCGUCAAUUACUGCAAAUUAAUCAAGUACUCGCCUAAUUAAGCAAUGUCUACGGGCAGUUAUACCAAACAUGCCAUUAACUGUGGUAGGGUGAGGAGAAAGCAGUAGGGCUUGCAAAAACUUUUUUUUCAUCAAGAGGGAAGCAGUGGACUCCUGUGGUUCCUGACUCCUCCACAUGUGCUGUCAUCAGGUUGCUAACCACUGCAUGCAUUACUAAGCACAUCAUAUCCUUGCUGUUCAGACUUCUUAAUUUUUGUGCAAUAUUAUGAAGUAGCUGGAUGAACACAAAAAUCUCCAGAACAGCUGUCCACUUUUUAAUCUGCAUGCUCUUCGAUGGCCAUCACUAUGUACACGAACUAAAUCUUCCCCUAAUCUGGAGCCUUAUUAUGCAGCGUCUCCUCUGCAUGCAAAUCAGGAUGCUGCCAUGCUCACGCAGGAUUAUUAAAAAGCCAUACAGAGCAGAGAGAAGUGUUGCUCUAUCAACAAGCAGGAAGCUUCUAUAGAUUCUACUCAUGGAGGGAGAAAGGGAGGGCCUAAAUUGCCGACAACUGACAGGCCAUUCAGACCCCCCCCCGCCCCCCCAUGUUAAUGAAUGGCUUGAUCCCAACAGGCUGAUGUGUCAUUAGCAUAUCCUAAUAACAUUGAUUUCUUCAUUAAUAGAAUUUCCACUAAAUAGGCCCUAAUUACUUUCAACAGGCCAAGCACUAAUUGGAGCUGCAAUAUGUUCCUGCGACUCAGUGGCUCGUUUCCAAGAUGUUUGAUGUGAAUUAGAACUUUUCAAGUGGAUCAGUGGACGUGCUUCUUCAACUUCAUGCUGUCAUUCUAUUCCGUGUUACUUGUACUAGUUGUAUCCUCUUUAGGUGUGAGACGUUGCGAUACAUGCAAAGGAUGCCAUGACAUGCUGGAGCAAGUGAGGUCAGUGUGAAGAAAUGUACCCUUAAACCAUAUCAUGCACGCAAAUGUGCUGUUAAUUCUCAAGCUGCCGCAAAACACAUUUUAAGACUUUAACGUUCAACAUUUUUUGUGAUAGCAUUACAUUUUUUUUACAUUACAGUGUGUCCCCUAAUGCUCUAUUAUUAUAUUAUGACGUGUUAACUUUAUUAAUAUAAAAUAAAGUAAAAAAUAAAAUAAAAAAAACAGAUGUGGACCACAAAUAGCUUGCAGAGCCAGACUUUGGACAUCCUUGGCCUUCCAGGUAAGGUAUUUUUAUGAAUUUGACUGUUUUGGUUGUUUUCUAUGGUUGGGGUAUGCAAAAAUUACAUCACUAAUUUUCCACCAAAGUGUUGGUAUGGUAGGGCCGCGGGCCAAUGACAAAAUAUAAAAUGUUUUUUUCUUUGUUUUUCCUUUGUUUGUGUAACAUUGAGAGGCAUGAAUACCAGCCUUGAAUAUUCAACGAAAAGGUGUGUAUUACUAUUCCUUUCAGUACAUUUCCCACUGCUAAUUAUUAUUAAUUAUAAUGUUUCAUUAUAUUGUAUACCUAUUUUUGUAAUUAUUAUUUUUGUUUGCAUUCCAGAUGAUGACUUGGCCUCUUUUGUGCACUCGGUGUUUAUCAUUUCCUCUCGUGGAGGGCUCCCAUGCUCUUUAAUCUGUUGCUGUGGGAUUAACACGGUGCACGUCCCACGCCGCAGCACACACCAUGCAUGACUCCACUUCGCCCACCUGUCCUAUUUUGUGGAGUGCCUUUGAUUUGACGACUUUUCCCCGCAUGUGCAUUCGGAGAUCGCUUAUGCGUCAAUGAGCUCAGAUUGUAAACAGUUUAAAGGAAUCCUGAAUCCUCGCUGCUCAUUGGCUGCUGGGCCCUGCCUCUUGCUGGGAUGAACCUGUUGGAUAAAGGGACCAUUUGCUAAAGACGCCCAUGCACUUGUGCACACCAUGCACUGGGGACCAGCCUGUUAGAACCCACUCAAACCUUCCCGAAGCCAACUCACCAUGACGGGCAAACAAGGCACGGUGCUGUCGGAAAGUUUGAACCCCGCGGAGAGAAGAAGUCCUCUGGGAUCGAAUGUAGGGAAUAACACCAUCAUCAACCACCAGCAGCAGGCCAAAAACACCACCACCCAUCCUCCCAGCAGGUGCACGGGCUUCGGCAUCCAGGAGAUCUUGGGGCUCAACAAGGAGCCGUCUGCGGCGCCGAGGACCACCUUAAGCUCGUUGCCGGCCGGGGCGCAUCUCAUCGCCGCUAGGUCCAUGCUGGGCCCCGCUGGCCUGGGUGUCGGGAUGGGAUUAAUCGGCCCCGGUGGAAUUCCAGCGUUUUACCGCCAGCCUGCUUUUUUGGAGCGUGUGCUGGACCCGCAAGAUGUUCACCUGCAGCCGCCCAACACCACCUCCUCUGGACGGCUUGACACCAACGAAUCUGCAAGCUCCGACUCUGAGGAUUUGUCUUCCAAUGAAAGAAAACUGUCCAAGUCUUCCAUAAGUCAAAGCAAGAAACGCAAGAAAAGACGUCACAGAACCAUAUUCACGUCUUAUCAGCUGGAGGAGCUGGAGAAGGCCUUUAACGAGGCCCAUUAUCCAGAUGUGUAUGCAAGAGAGAUGUUGGCCAUGAAAACAGAAUUACCUGAAGACAGAAUACAGGUGUGGUUCCAGAACCGUAGGGCCAAGUGGAGGAAGAGGGAGAAGUGCUGGGGUCGCAGCACCGUCAUGGCAGAGUACGGCCUCUAUGGCGCCAUGGUGCGACAUUCCAUCCCUCUGCCUGAUUCUAUCCUCAAGUCAGCCAAGGACGGAAUCAUGGAGUCCUGCGCUCCCUGGUUGCUCGUUCAAGAUGGCUUACCAGUCAGCAGACGCUAUUCUAAAUCUGAAUACCCGCAACUCUUUGCAGGGAUGCACAAGAAGUCCAUGGAGGCUCCCGCGCCCCAUGAACCACCCAUAGCCGCCAAGUGCGACGAGCCCCCGCGCCCGAGAUCUGCGAGACCUGACGACUCUGAGGCGGCGGAGCGGAGGUCAAAUGGCAAGUCGUCCAUUUCUAAAGAGGAACUGAGAGAGAACAGCAUCGCAGCCCUCAGGGCCAAAGCGCAGGAGCACAGUGCCAAAGUGCUGGGAACGGUUUGUCAUGAUAGCACAUUGGAGGAGGAGCAGCUGGACAAGACGAGUGCUCCUCUGAGUCCUGCAGAAGAGACACAUAGCCCGUAAAGACUGACGCAGUGGACUGCAUUGAACUCAACGCUCAUUGCUCUGCUUCUGGAUUGUGGAGAAGAUGGGCUGCAAAUGCACUUUUCCUUCCCUGAUCUACUUCCACAACUUCCAGCUUAAAGAUGAUGGUUCUAUCAGCAGAGCCCGUGUUCCGCCACAAUCAGGAUCAGGAGCUUUUCUUCCGCAUCCGUGUUCAUUUGCUGAAUGGCGCCAUUUUUAAGGAACGUAACUGUUGUCCUGUGUUACGCUGUAUAUUCUCAAAGACACAUUUUGACCACCUGUUUGACUUUACACCGUGUAACUCACAAAGCAUCACAUGGAAAUCACCUUUUAUUAUUAAAUGUGACUUUCUGGUGUCCAUCAUUCAAGUAAACAAUGUCCCUUCUCUCAUCUUGCAGAAGAUGCUUUUUGAUGCUCUGAUGGCUCGCCUCAUUAGGAGACCGUCUCCUCCUCCCUCCCACCCCCUGGUUGCAUGCCUGGGUUAGCUCUGAUAAUCCGUCGCAGUUGAGAGCCUUCAAUUUGAGAUUAAAUUAGAGGGAGAGAGAGGGACCAAAAGAGUGAAAGCAGCCACAACAAGCAGAGGAUGCCUGAUUUUACAUGACUUUAACAGGCUGAUCUCUUAUCUCG
Molecule: messenger RNA, 5558 nt
Organism: Dunckerocampus dactyliophorus (ringed pipefish)
Lineage: Eukaryota; Metazoa; Chordata; Actinopteri; Syngnathiformes; Syngnathidae
Gene: vsx2
Product: visual system homeobox 2
Exons: 6
Coding region: 3732-4931 (399 amino acids)
Biological process (GO): regulation of transcription by RNA polymerase II
Cellular component (GO): nucleus
Molecular function (GO): sequence-specific double-stranded DNA binding; DNA-binding transcription factor activity, RNA polymerase II-specific
Source: RefSeq, a predicted model, not a curated record